AGUGGUAUCAAUGCUGGGACUGCUGGCAAAAUUUUGGUAAUUGUGUCACGGUAGAACUUUUUCGUCGUGUGGAGACGGAAUGUUUAUGCCAAUCGUUUCACGGCAAAACCAGUAAGUGGAGCGUAUCAUAUAACCUUUGUUUUAUGGUGUAAUAUGAGUGAAGUCGACAUUUCUAAUAAGCUGGACGAUGAACGAUCAACCACGGUUUGGCACAGUAAUUCAGCCGCAGGGAAUACGGAUUCAAUGAAUACAGUGGACGGUCCUCUAAAGGAAAUAGAUAUGAAAAUACUUGCGAAUGACACGAAGCAAAGAAGCCUACCUCCAUCCCACGUAGUGAAUCCAUGGAAUACGAACGCAAAAAGCAAGACUGAUAAGGGAUAUGAAAAAGUACCACAUCAGGAACGGCUCCAAAAACCAGAAACAAAGAAGGCUAAUCAAGAAAAGUUAGCAGAUUUUGAAAGUUGGCCAAGCUUGAGGGAAACAAAGGAAAAUAUCAAUGAUUAUAAGAACUCAAAUCCCACAGAAGUCUCCAACAGUUCCAAUGAAGAAAACAUUAAAACAACAUCUCGGAAGAAAGGAAAUCGUCAAAAAUGGGUUCCCUUACCACUUGACCCUAAAGGAAAUGAGGGAGAGAACUUGAAUUCUGAGGAUAAUCAAUACAGUCGACGUUCACCAAGCUGGCGUGGUGGUGAAAGAAGUCGAGGUAGGAGAGGUGCUGGUGGUAUAUAUAGAGGUGGGAGAGGACGACGUGGAGGAGGAAGAGGUUUUGAUCGUCGGAUUCAGUACGCUAACAACUCAUAUCAAUUCUCUUAUCUCACUCCUUAUGAUACGACAAUGUAUAUGGCUCAGACCUUCUCAGGAAUUUGUUACUAUGACAAUAGUAAUUAUAGUAACAUGCUUGACCAGUCAUUGUUGAAAGAUGACAUUAGAAGACAAAUUGAAUACUACUUCAGCACUGAAAAUUUGGCGAAGGAUGUGUAUCUCAGGCAACAGAUGGAUGCAGAAGGUUAUAUUCCAUUGAGCUUGAUAUCAAGUUUUUUCCGUGUACAAGCAUUAAGUCAAGACAAAGAUCUUAUUCGAGAGGCAAUGUUGGAGAGUGAUAAGGUUGAAGUGAAAGAUGAAUUAUUGCGCAGUCUAGAGGAUCCUACAAAAUGGCCAGUUUUAGUUUCUCGUAAUGUAUCCGAAACAAAUGGAAUUGCUGAGAAUAAAAAUGCUCAAGUUGUAAAUAAGCCUGAGAAAGAGACAAAUAGCGAUGAUGGCACUACUCAGUUAUUACAUGUCAAUCCAGAAAUUAAAGGUAUUGGAAUAUCAUGUAGGACAGAACCUUUUGCUAAAGACCCCGAACCUGUUGAUCUGUAA
Xenia sp. Carnegie-2017 is the source of this 1359-nucleotide messenger RNA. RefSeq names its product la-related protein 1B-like. Gene Ontology annotation, biological process: positive regulation of translation. The transcript has 12 exons. NCBI's taxonomy places the organism in Eukaryota, Metazoa, Cnidaria, Anthozoa, Malacalcyonacea, Xeniidae. The record is from RefSeq and is a predicted model, not a curated record. Gene Ontology annotation, cellular component: cytoplasmic stress granule; cytosol. Gene Ontology annotation, molecular function: RNA binding. The coding region runs from base 154 to 1359 and encodes 401 amino acids.